This is a messenger RNA of Brettanomyces bruxellensis, 588 nucleotides long. RefSeq names its product H(+)-transporting V0 sector ATPase subunit c'' (gene VMA16). Lineage: Eukaryota; Fungi; Ascomycota; Pichiomycetes; Pichiales; Pichiaceae. Bases 1 to 588 code for a protein of 195 amino acids. Gene Ontology annotation, cellular component: proton-transporting V-type ATPase, V0 domain. The transcript has a single exon. Gene Ontology annotation, molecular function: proton-transporting ATPase activity, rotational mechanism. The record is from RefSeq and is a predicted model, not a curated record. Gene Ontology annotation, biological process: proton transmembrane transport.
AUGUCUUACACUACAACAGCAACUGUCACAACGGUGGCGUUAGCGAUCGCCUGCUAUAUAAUUCUUACAGGGUCAGGGGAGAAAUUCGAUGUGGGAAAUUUCCUACAGAAAACAUCUCCGUAUAUGUGGUCUAAUCUUGGUAUAGCAUGCUGCAUAGGCCUCUCUGUGAUAGGUGCAGCGUGGGGUAUUUUCAUUACUGGUGCCUCUAUUAUUGGUGCAGGUGUCAGGGCCCCAAGAAUCACAACAAAGAACCUUAUUUCCGUUAUUUUCUGUGAGGUUGUCGCUAUCUAUGGUCUUAUUAUGUCUAUUGUUUUUUCUGCCAAGAUUACGCCGACCGCAAAUAUCCUAACAAGGGAAAAUGUGUAUACAGGUCACUGCUUAUUCUGGGCUGGGCUAACUGUCGGUCUAAGUAAUCUCAUAUGCGGUGUUUGUGUUGGUGUCACAGGUUCAACAGCAGCGAUUUCCGACGCUACGGAUUCCACCUUAUUCGUUAAAAUUUUGGUGAUCGAGAUUUUUGGUUCCGUUCUUGGUUUAUUCGGAUUAAUUGUUGGUCUUUUGAUGGCUGCCAAGGCUGGUGAAUUCCAUUGA